Dama dama (fallow deer) is the source of this 2577-nucleotide messenger RNA. It is a transcript of the gene CDK8, whose product is annotated as cyclin dependent kinase 8. Gene Ontology annotation, molecular function: cyclin-dependent protein serine/threonine kinase activity; RNA polymerase II CTD heptapeptide repeat kinase activity; ATP binding. The transcript has 13 exons. The record is from RefSeq and is a predicted model, not a curated record. Gene Ontology annotation, biological process: protein phosphorylation. The coding region runs from base 41 to 1432 and encodes 463 amino acids. Lineage: Eukaryota; Metazoa; Chordata; Mammalia; Artiodactyla; Cervidae. Gene Ontology annotation, cellular component: nucleus; mediator complex.
GCGCCGCGACCCCAGCUCCCCGGCCCCGCCGGCCGUGACAAUGGACUAUGACUUUAAAGUGAAGCUGAGCAGCGAGCGGGAGCGGGUCGAGGACCUGUUUGAAUACGAGGGCUGCAAAGUUGGCCGAGGCACUUACGGUCACGUCUACAAAGCCAAGCGGAAGGAUGGGAAAGAUGAUAAAGACUAUGCUUUAAAACAGAUAGAAGGAACCGGGAUCUCUAUGUCGGCAUGUAGAGAAAUAGCACUACUUCGAGAACUUAAGCACCCAAAUGUCAUCUCUCUUCAAAAGGUGUUUCUGUCUCACGCAGACAGGAAAGUGUGGCUUCUGUUUGACUAUGCCGAACAUGACCUCUGGCAUAUAAUCAAGUUUCACAGAGCUUCUAAAGCAAACAAGAAGCCAGUUCAGUUACCUCGGGGGAUGGUGAAGUCACUAUUGUAUCAGAUUCUAGAUGGGAUCCACUACCUGCAUGCUAACUGGGUGUUGCACAGGGAUUUGAAACCUGCUAAUAUUUUAGUUAUGGGUGAAGGUCCUGAGCGAGGAAGAGUAAAAAUUGCUGAUAUGGGCUUUGCCCGAUUAUUUAAUUCACCUUUGAAGCCUUUAGCAGAUUUGGAUCCAGUAGUAGUUACAUUCUGGUACCGAGCCCCAGAAUUACUUCUUGGAGCAAGACAUUAUACCAAAGCUAUUGAUAUUUGGGCUAUAGGGUGUAUAUUUGCAGAACUACUAACGUCAGAACCAAUAUUUCACUGUCGACAAGAGGACAUCAAAACUAGUAAUCCUUAUCACCAUGACCAGCUGGACAGAAUAUUCAAUGUAAUGGGAUUUCCUGCAGAUAAAGAUUGGGAAGACAUAAAAAAGAUGCCUGAACAUUCAACAUUAAUGAAAGAUUUCAGAAGAAAUACGUAUACCAACUGCAGCCUUAUCAAGUAUAUGGAAAAACAUAAAGUUAAACCAGAUAGUAAAGCAUUCCACUUGCUUCAGAAGUUGCUUACCAUGGACCCAAUAAAGCGAAUUACCUCAGAGCAGGCUAUGCAGGACCCCUAUUUCCUAGAAGACCCGCUUCCUACAUCAGAUGUUUUUGCCGGUUGUCAGAUCCCUUACCCAAAACGAGAAUUUUUAACAGAAGAAGAACCUGAUGACAAAGGAGACAAAAACCAGCAGCAGCAGCCGGGCAAUAACCACACGAAUGGGACCGGCCACCCAGGGAACCAAGACAGCAGUCACACCCAGGGACCCCCGUUGAAGAAAGUGAGAGUCGUCCCUCCUACCACUACCUCAGGUGGACUGAUCAUGACCUCAGACUAUCAGCGUUCCAAUCCGCAUGCUGCCUACCCCAACCCCGGACCAAGCACAUCACAGCCGCAGAGCAGCAUGGGGUACUCAACUACCUCCCAGCAGCCUCCACAGUACUCCCACCAGACACAUCGGUACUGAGCUGCGUCGGACACUGCCCAUGCACUGCCGCUGUGCCGCAGGCCGCCUGCAGCUCUCAGCGGGAGCCUGGGAUGGGCGAUGAGAAUGUACUGUGCAGCCACGUAGUCAGAUGUCCGGUAGCCGAGUUCCACCGCUUUUCACAGAUUGGGGUAGUGGCUUCCACGUUGUUGCUGUCUGGAGUUAGGCUUGAGAAGAAAGUGCUAGCACAGUUUGUGUUGUGGGUUUGCUACUUCCAUAGUUUACUUGACAUGGUUCAGACUGACCAAUGCAUUUUUUUCAGUGACAGUCUGUAGCAGUUGAAGCUGUGAAAUGUGCUAGGGGCAAGCAUUUGUCGUCGUAUGUGGUGAAUUCUUCCAGUGUAACAACAUUAUCUGACCAAUAGUACACACACACACAGAAGUUUAACUGGUACUUGAAACACGCAGUAUACAUUAACUCAACGAAGUAACCAAGACUCAACGUGAGAUUAUUUCGGUACACCUUUCAUUUCAAUGUCUUAUCAGUGGGUUGAUUAUUUUCUACAUUAAUCAGUGUUCUUUGACCAAGAAUAUUGCUUGGAUUGUUUUGGAAAGUACAAGAAGCCACAUAGUUUUUCCAGGAAGGUUUCAAAACUCCCAAAGAUUAAUUUCCAACUUCUGAGUUUGUUUUUAUUUUCAAUCUAUGACUUGACUGGUAUUAAAGCUGCUAUUGAUAGUAAUUAAAUAUGUUGUCAUUGAUAUAAACCUGUUUGGUUCAGCAAACAAACUAAAAUGAUUGUCAUAGACAGUGUUUUAUUUUUCCUGUUGGUGUUGCUGAUUUGUGAGCAUGCUUUAAGAUGAAAAAAGCAUGAAUGAUAACUUCCUUAAAAAGGUGCGGCAUCCGAUUCAGAUAUUUUGUCCUGAUUUUAAAGCUGGUUGGUGUAGUGCUACUAAAAUUUUGUUCAGUUCAUUUUCUUUUUUUAAAACUCGUUCGCACGUUGUUUAGGGUGCCCUUACUUCAGCAAAGGAGAAGGAGUAGGAGAGCCUUAGAAUUUUUGAGGAAAAAAGAAAACCUAUAACAUACAAUGUACUGUAUCAAACUAUUUUACAUGAAUGACACAAGUAUUCUGAAUUUAAAAAAUUGAACAUUGUUAAAAACAAGGUGUUAUGUAAUAAAUUUAUUUUUCA